Calypte anna (Anna's hummingbird) is the source of this 1572-nucleotide messenger RNA. It is a transcript of the gene PARP16, whose product is annotated as poly(ADP-ribose) polymerase family member 16. NCBI's taxonomy places the organism in Eukaryota, Metazoa, Chordata, Aves, Apodiformes, Trochilidae. Bases 24 to 1016 code for a protein of 330 amino acids. Gene Ontology annotation, cellular component: membrane; nuclear envelope; endoplasmic reticulum tubular network. Gene Ontology annotation, molecular function: kinase binding; protein serine/threonine kinase activator activity; NAD+ poly-ADP-ribosyltransferase activity. The transcript is spliced from 6 exons. The record is from RefSeq and is a predicted model, not a curated record. Gene Ontology annotation, biological process: endoplasmic reticulum unfolded protein response.
CCGAGCUGUAGCCCUCACCGGGCAUGUCAGCGGCCGGCUCCGGGGAAGCUGCCUCCCGCUUCAGGGAGGCGGUGGGGAGGGACCCGUUGGCCGCCGACCUGCGGUGCAGCCUCUUCGCCGCCGCGCUGCAGAGCUACAAACGGGACUCGGCGCUCAGGCCCUUCCCGGGCCGCUACUACAGCGGUGACAACAGCAAAGACUUCGAAGGGUUGCUUGCAGACACCAAGGCUCUUCCAAGCCUGAAAGAAUUCCUGGAGUCUGUUCCAAACACAGAGAAAAGAACCUGGGAUUUGUUUAGUUGGAUUUUAUCAUCUAAGGUCUUCAUGAUACAGAGUACUAAAAAGCAAGAGUACGAGAAGAUCCAAGAACUCACAGGGAUGUCUGGGGCUGCAGUUCCUGCCCCAGACUUCCUCUUUGAGGUUGUGUAUUGUGACCAAAUGAACACCAAGUUUGCAGAGACCAAGGGAGAGAGGGACCUCAUCUAUGCCUUCCAUGGGAGCCGCCUUGAGAACUUCCACUCCAUCCUGCACAACGGGCUGCACUGCCACCUGAACAGGACAUCCCUGUUUGGGGAAGGUACCUACCUCACCAGUGACCUGAGCCUGGCUCUGCUCUACAGCCCCCAUGGCCUGGGCUGGCAGCACAGUGCCUUGGGCUCCAUCCUCAGCUGUGUAGCUGUCUGUGAGAUCAUUGACCACCCAGAUGUAAAGUGUCAGGUGAAAAAGAAAGAUUCAGAAGGAAUAGACAGAAAAAGAGCACGAGUGAAAAACAGCGAAGGGGGUGACGUGCCCCAGAAGUAUUUUGUGGUCACAAAUAAUCAGCUUUUACAAGUUAAAUACUUGCUAGUGUAUUCACAGAAACAGCACAGGAGGCCUUCUAAUCAGUCAUCCUGGUUUUACACCCACCGUUUUGCUGUAAUGAUGCUGCUGUACCUACUGCUGCUCAUAGUGAUUGGAGCCAGCAACUCACCAACCUUCAUCUACUACUGGCACAGAGUGUUUCACUCAGAGAGAUGAAUUACCUGAGGUGAUAAACUGUUAUUUUCACCAGGUGCCUUAAUAAUAGCCAAUCUGCACUGCACUGCAUCUCUUCCAGAGCUCUGGAAAUAAAGGUGCCUGGAGCUUUCCAGUUCUGUCACCAAUCUAUUAUCCUCUUGGCAUCUUUCCAUGUAGUCUUAUUUCUGUGUUCCUGUGAUUCCUGAGGAUGCCCAAUACAGCUGAAAAGGAUCAAGAUGGUGCAGCUUAGCAUGAACCAAUUGUUAAGGGUCUAUGGGGAAAGGUUAUUUAAAAUUAAUGACAAUUAAGUGUGGAAAACACUCAGGUGUAACCAUUUUCUGUCAAACUGAGGUAUGUUUGCACAAGUUGGAAAGGAAGAUUUUACUGUAUGUCAGGCUUACUGGUCAAGACUCAACCAGUCUUACUGGUUUGUUUUCAGAAACUGAACUGAGAUGUUUAGCAUGUGUUAAUGCUGACAGGAUCACUUAUUUUAAAAUUAACUAUGGCUUUGGCCAGGAAUUUUUAUAUUUGAACAUGAUGAUUGUAAGAAAACUACAAGAAAUAAAACAGCCACCAA